AUGCCUAGAUGCCAAAUCCACGUACCGGGGGAAUCCGCGUUUUUCCGGAAGAUUCCGGAGACAUUCCCGGUCGGAGGGGAAGUGUUUCAGAUCUCCGCCUCCGAUCGGCAACUCGCGGAGCUCGCUCCCAUCGGCAAUAACAAUGACCACGGGUUCUUCGCCCUCGUGGAAAUCGACUCGGAGCGGAUGGGGGUCCUCCUAGCCUCUCCGUUAGAUGACGUCGUGGAUUCCUUGCAACGGAACGGUGUCAUGAAGUUCAAGUUCAUCUGCCAUGGACCCGAUACCGUCGAACCAGUGAGCCUGCUGUUGACGGUGUACGUGGAAGACGUGAAUGACAACGUGCCGACGUUCAUAAACACGCCGUACACGGCGAAGGUGGAGGAGCUGACGCCGCCGGGGAUCGCCAUCCUCAACGGUAUCGUUGCCAUCGACAAUGACAAGUCCAACACACCCAAUUCGGAUGUCAUCUAUACUAUCGUGGAUGGUAACGAACGAGGGAUGUUUCAACUAAAAAGUAGUCAAUCUGCGUCCUUGAUUCUCAACAAACCAUUGGACUACGACGCCGGAGACCGGGAGUUCAACCUUCGAAUCCGCGCCAAGGUAAAGGAAUUUUAG
Darwinula stevensoni is the source of this 615-nucleotide messenger RNA. NCBI's taxonomy places the organism in Eukaryota, Metazoa, Arthropoda, Ostracoda, Podocopida, Darwinulidae. The record is from the annotation of a GenBank genome assembly.